AACUCCAAAAAUUUCAUUCAUCCAGAGACUUCUCCGCAUCAAAGAAACCCUCGAAAAUGUCUGGUACUUUCGGCGCUCCACCAUCUGGUCCAGCGACCUGCUAGUUCCGGCGCGCUCCAUCAUCCUCUCCGGCGACGUAACACCCUCUUCCUCAUCUUCUUAUCCAGCAACCUACAAACUGUAUUUCUUCAAUCUAGGUGUACUUCUCUCCUUCCCACUCUCAAAUUAAGUGAUUUCUAAAUACAAUUUCGCUAAUUUCCUCUUCAAUUCCAUCCAGUUUAUGGCUAUUCAUCUUCAAGUACAUAAGUACAUUAGUGUGCUCAAGGAGAAAUUGGUAGAAUUUUUCACAAGGACGAAUUUACCAAGAACACCUGCCCCUGGUAGGCCAACAAUAUCUCUUUCUCUGCUGCUGCUAUUUGAUAUUGCUCGUUUAGCGGAGGAGUUUGAGAAAAAACCAAAUCCCACUCCAUGGGAUACAGAAUUCCUUGAGAUGCUAAAGGCAUCGGCAUCAGGGUACCGUGAACGAUACCACAUUUCAGGAACUCCUGUAUUUGAGCUAUCCUUUGUGAGCAUAUAUAAGGACAAAUUCAAAGAAUUCUACGAUGACGAUGAUCCAUGUAUAGAACUUUAUGGUCACAUUAAACUCGUUGACGAUAAUGACUAUGAGUACUAUCUCUUCAACCAAGAUUGUAGUGAUGCAAAGACUGUCAAUUUAUUGUACCACAAAUCAGUUAUUCUCCGAGGAUCCCAACACAGCCGCCCUCUUUUGUUACCAAAGUUUUUCUCCGUUGAAAUUUGUCUCAAAGACAGGAAACGAGAUGUUGUUAUCAUUAAGGAGUAUUUUUCUUUGGAUUUUAGUGGUGAGGUCAAGUACGACACAGAACAACAAUUAGAAUGCAAUUCUAACGGCCAUGGACUCGCCUCUGUGACCUACACAAUAUUUUAGUAUGCGGUAUUAGCUUCUGUGGAUAUCACGGUUGCUAAAAAUGACAGUGUUGGAAGCGAAGAGCUAGGUGAUGUAUUGGGUGGUACGAUAUCUGCUACGUGUAAGCUCAGAGAUACGUUUGUUUCACGCACACUAUGUGAUGAGUUUCAUGUUGAACCCUCAAUGCUUACUUCCCUUCCUGUAUUGUGUUGGACCUCUUGGUUGGCCGUGCCAUCUUAUUCUUCUUCGCUUGAUCUUGAAGCUAAUUUGGAGAUUAACGGUAGCAAAUGUGAGAGUUUGAGUGAUGCUUUGAAAUUCAAGGUACGUGAUAGCACACUCAUGCCAUUUGAGAAGGAAGUUAUGGUGGGAUAAUGGUGUAUGAAAGUGGUUGUAACUUGGAGACAUCCAUUUUAUUUUCUGAAGGAUGGUAUUUUGUCAGAAUGUGACUUUAAUUCUGAUGUUGAAGAAGCUUCCAGGGAAGAAAGUGAAGGUGCACCUUCAGAUGGCGAAGAGAGUUGGUUUGGGGACAGUGCAAACAUGUCAUUGCUCCUUCCUAUUGGACAUCCAAUGUUGGACGAGAGGAUUACUCCUUUACCUUAGGUUUUUUUUACCUUUCUACCACUUGUUGAGAUUUUUCGCAUCUCAGUUCAUACAUAUGGCGAUGAAGGUCCUUUGUUACUACACGGAAUAAUUGAUGCUUUUGAUGAAAUGGAGGACGCUUAUGAUAUGUUUAAAAGAAGUGAGACGAAUCCCGCUUUGGUUGACUCUCGUGGCAACGUACCUCUACCUUUGGUACAACUUAGUCGUUGCUUUUGGGGUGAAACAUUCGGAAUGAUUGUUGAACUUAAGGAUAAUAUAGGACGUGAAAUAAGCAGGGGGUCCUUGUCAUGGAGUACUUCUUCGGCUUAUGGUUGGCAUGAUAGACGGAUUUGUUCGCUUAUUGGAGGUACGGAUGGAUAUGCAGCUGUGCAUUAUUCAAUGUUUUACAAAGCGAUUCAAGCCAAACUGAAGCUCUUGAUCUGAUAAACCAGAGUAAGAAAAUCUCUGCAAUGUUGGAAGCACUUAGAAGCGAGCAUCCAAUCGAGCUAAAAUACGCUCGCAUAUCUGAACCAGAAGAACCUAUGGCAUCUGCUUAUGCUCAACCUCGGAAAGUUCACCGCUCUCGCCAUUUUCCAGGUCUGUAACUUUUUAGCUUCAAUCUCUGAUUUUGUGAUGUUUUUGUCGAUUUCGUUUGAACUGCAUGUUGAUUUUGCUGCAAUUGUGUUGCGUGUUUUUCUUGUUUGUUAUGGAUUUCACGGAAUUUAGGGUUUUUUGUACUUGUAGAGUUAUGUGUAGGGUUUUGAGAGAUCAAUCUUCGGGAGGAUUUGAGCGGAAUUAGGAUUUCAGAUUGGUUUAAAUGUUUCAGGGUAUAAGGAACUAGUCGGAAUAUGAUUGAAUUUGGUUAGUUUGUGUGUUUCUUCUGCGAAAUUAGUACUAAUGCAAGAACUAUUGUUGUAGUGUGAUUAGUCAUACUUGAUUUUACUUUGUUUGAUCCGAAGUCUACUAAUUUUGUAUUGCUACUGGUUCUACAAAUGUUGGAUUUGUACCCAGCUUGAGUCAAAUGGAACUGUCUCGUCGUAUUCUCUAAUGCCACUAGGAAAGGUUUAUGAAAAUUAGGUAGAGCCAGAGCCAAAUAGGGGAGGUAAUGAAUAAUGAUAAGUUGGUCAUAGGAUUCAAGUCAAGGGUAAAUAUUUUGCAAAUAGAAAUUAACAAUUUGCUUUAUGAUUGUAAUUUGUAGUUGUAGUUGCUACGUUCCUUAGUGUGGCGGGUACUUCCCGUCUUGCAGGAGAGUACAUUUAUUUUUCUGAUUUGGAUUCCAUUAUAGGAGAUCAUGUUGGGUUAUGCUGGUUUGCACUGGAGUGUUUUUGUUUCUGCUGUUGCCCCUGGUUUGUUCAAUUCUGUUUUGCUCUUAUUGGGAGUCAUUUUUCAUUUCUCAAUCUGUUUUGCUCUUACUUGUGACUGUUUAAGAUUUUUUUUUAUUUGGGUUAAGUAUCAUUUGCAAUCUUCUGCGUAAUAUGAGACACUUUCUACAAGACACGUGCAUUUUUCUUUCCCGAGUCUUGGUCUUAUGUUUACAUUCUAUUGCAGUAUCUUGAUGAGAAAAGAAAGUUGAUCCUAGCUAUAUGCUGGCUGAGUGUGCUCAGUAAGUUGCUGCUUAAGUUUUGUGCUGCCUGCUGUUCUAUCUUUUUCUUUCCUGCUAUUCUUGUGAAACCAUUGGACGGUGUUUUUAUUAGUUGGAGUUGGAUCUAUGUGAACAGCUUUUGUGUUUUUAGAAACAUAUGAACUGGUAAAUACGCAACAUGCAUCCAUGUGGUUGCUUCUCUAACAUUUACCUUUUCUCAAUCCUUCUCAAUAGCCUUAGAUUUUUUGUUUCUGGCUUGCUUUUGUUGCAAGGCCUAGGUGUUUAGUUGGUUGAGCUUGUACAAAUUUUGGUUCCGCUUUUGAUUAGUUUAAGUUAUUUACCAAAUAAAACAGUUUUGAUAUUUCA
Messenger RNA from Spinacia oleracea (spinach), 3452 nucleotides. RefSeq lists its product as uncharacterized. Bases 281 to 946 code for a protein of 221 amino acids. The transcript is spliced from 5 exons. Lineage: Eukaryota; Viridiplantae; Streptophyta; Magnoliopsida; Caryophyllales; Amaranthaceae. The record is from RefSeq and is a predicted model, not a curated record.